Closterium sp. Yama58-4 is the source of this 597-nucleotide messenger RNA. Lineage: Eukaryota; Viridiplantae; Streptophyta; Zygnematophyceae; Desmidiales; Closteriaceae. The record is from the annotation of a GenBank genome assembly.
AUGUCUCUCCGCCGCCUUCUCCAGCUGCUUGCCAUCAUGUGGCAGGGCUACGUGCAUUCGUUCGUGCUCCCCCUCGUAGUGGCGCUGCCCAACGCCAUCGCCGACCUGGUUGUCGCGGCCACCAUGAUGACGACUCGAGUCUUCGUCCGUGGGGACCGUUUGAACGCCCGAUGGCGUUGGAUGCGACUGCUGCAGCAGCUUCCCGACGCCCGCUUUUACGAUUACCUGCGCGUUGACCGUCGCGUUUACGUCUACCUCGUGCGGCAUUACGAGCUCAGUGGAUUCGGGCGACCGAACCAGCCCGACGGCAACUUUGUGAAAGUGGCGUUGGCACUCACUCGGAUGGGACAUGGAUGGAGCUACAGGGAGCUCGGCCUUCACUUUGGAUUCAGUGUCUCCUACGCCAAAAAAGUCUACGACAUCUUCAUCGUGUUUGUGACGACCUGGCUGGUCCCGAAGUGGGUUAAGUGGCCAACGCCCGACGACUUGGGGCGUAUGGCGGCGGAAUUUCGCAUGAGAGGAGGCAUCCCCGGAGUCGUGGGCGCCAUUGAUGGAACCGUAGUCACUAGCAGCAAACGCCGCGUCUUGAUCACCUAG